Molecule: messenger RNA, 4591 nt
Organism: Papilio machaon (common yellow swallowtail)
Lineage: Eukaryota; Metazoa; Arthropoda; Insecta; Lepidoptera; Papilionidae
Gene: rempA
Product: intraflagellar transport protein 140 homolog
Exons: 10
Biological process (GO): intraciliary retrograde transport
Cellular component (GO): intraciliary transport particle A; axoneme; ciliary basal body
Molecular function (GO): protein binding
Source: RefSeq, a predicted model, not a curated record
UUUUUUUAAGCAAUGAAUUUGUACGCACUAAAUGUUAACUGAUUCCUACAUUGAAGAAUUAUAACAAACGUUAUAACUUCGUAAUUCAGUUCAUUUACGCCGUUAUUGCUUAUAUAAGAUAUUAUGACUUUGUACAUCGAUACAAAGUUAAAAUUCAUUGAUGGAAAUGUUGUUUCAACAAUUGGUUCAUGGCACCCUUCCCUUCCACUUUUAGCAGUUGGAUCAUAUAAUCAAGAAAAAGGUGGAUUUGUGACUAUAUUUCACGAAAAUGGAAAUGUUUUAGAAGGUUGCGACUGGCCAACUCUUUUAUCUAAUCAAGUGACAGCAUUAGCGUGGCAUCCGAUAAGAAAACUUUUAGUUGUUGGUUGGGAUGGGGGAGAACUAUACAUAUGGCUUGAAUAUUCUUGGGCACGACUAGAAGCGCCACAUAAUACUGCUUUAACUACAGUCAAUUUUAGUCCCGGUGGCGGACGAUUGAUUGCAUCUGAUGCUGCAGGUUCUCUAUCUGGAUGGCAGUCUGGGUCUGGUGCACCAUUAACUGCAUUUCAUCACCAACUUGGAGAUGUCAUAACUCACAUCAGUUUUUGUUCUCCUCAUUCCAAUACAGAAUCAUCAAUAAGGGGUUUAGCUAGAGCAGCUGUUGCUGGUGAUGAGAAUGCAUUAGAUGCAUUGGCUGCUUGGAGACCACGGACAACAGCUAGAGUGAGGGAAGGAGUUCAGCCCGAUAAUCAUGCAUGUUAUGCUUCUCAAGACAAUGGUGUUAUCUUGUAUAUUGACCAUGCCGGUGCUUGUUCGGAGGUUCUUAAUGCACCAGGUAAUGUUGUUUUCAUGGACAUUAUUGGUAGCAUGUAUCUUCUAAUUGCAUGGGAGUCAGCUGGAGCUUUAAGCUUGACAAGAUUCAUUACAUCAAAUGAUGGUUCUCUGACUACUGAUACACAUGUUAGAAUGACAGCUAGAAAUGGUCAAUGCAUAGUGCUGGCAGGAAACUUUUGUGUUGCUGUUAUAACUGGGGAUAACUUGAUAAGAAUUUGGGACAGUGAAAAUGGAGAUAAUGAUGUACUGCCAAAUGAAAAUGAAGAAACUAUUCAAGGGGAUGUAUUCACAAGUAUUAGUUAUUGUAACUUGAGUGAUACAUUAUGUUGUGGGACUUCCCAAGGUUACUUGUAUCUCUGGAGACGAGAUCCGAGAAACACUUGGAAGCUAAUAAGUAGCACAUCAGUGAAAGGAACAGUGAAAGAAGUAAGUUGGGGUUCAGAAGGUUUGAUGAAUCCAUUGCUGCAUGUUAAUUGCAUAACAAAUGCAUUCAUUCUCCGUGAGCAACAUGUGUGUUGGGGAUUCUCACAAAACAUUCAAAUGGUGCAAAAAUCGGCCAAUGAAGUUGCUGUCACUGAUACACAUAAUGCUACAUCAUCUAUUAAUUCAACUAUUACUAUUAAGGCACUUGCAUUCAAAGAAAACUAUGUUGCAUUAGGAGAUGGAAAUGAAGUUCAGAUAUGGAUGUCCAAUAAAGAAAAUGAAUUAAAAUUUUCUCUGUUACGUACAUUUUCAUGGAAAACAGAUGUCCUUAUAAUGUAUAAUGAUAUACUUGUUGGUAUUGUCAAUCCACAUGUUGAAACUUACAACAUGACUGGCACUAAGUUAGGUAUCCUGCCGAGUUCUGAAAGUGAAGGCGAGCCCAUUGGAAUCACAAAUACAAACAAAUUUAUUGUUAUUUGCUCUAUCGAUGGUACUAUAAAACUCGCCGAAAUAACAAAGAAAGGACUGAGAACGCCUUAUCCUCCGAAAAAUUGUUAUCAAAUGAUGGAAGAUUUUGGUGAAAUCAUGAGAGCUUCUGUGAAUUCAUCAGGACAAUAUAUUUGUCUAAGUAUCGCAAAUUCUGGUUUAGCACCUGAUCCAAAACUCUAUCUAUGGGACGUAGCUAAUGACGUGAUUACAAAUACUUUAAUAUCAAAGAACUCAGAUCCCCCAUAUCAAUGUGUUCCAAUAACUAUAUUGUGGGAUAACAACGAUCCAAGACUUGUCGGUGUCCACAUGAGGUCGGCAGACGUUGAUAGCAUUCACUUAUUCUUUUGUCAAGAAGGACAGCUCUAUGAAUAUAAGAAUUGGUGUUCAUCCUCAGAAGAAUAUUAUUUAUCCGAUUUCGUACUUUGUUCUAUAUAUACGCCGUUUGUUGUUAUACUAACUCAACAAAACAUUAAAAAAAUACUUAUGCAAGGAUUCGAUGAGGAUGAUGAAGAUCAAAGUAAACAUCGAAAUGUCCUUAAUUUUCUUUACUACAUGACGACCGGAAAUCUAGAGAAAGCCGUUGUGGUUGGAACGAAUAUAUCGACCGGUAGUAAAAGUGCGCUGAUAUGGGAUAGCCUGGCCAAGGUUUGUGUUUCGCUUAAACGUGCAGAUGUCGGCGCAAUAUGUUUGAGUAAGAUGGGCAACAUUAAAGGUGCAUUAAUGCUGCGACAAGCGAUGAACGACGAUAGCAUGGACGACACUUGUAAAGUAGGAGUGUUGGCUGUUAAUCUAGGAAUGAUCGAGGAGGCCGAACAACUAUUUAAGGAAUCUCAAAGACCAGAUCUUAUAACGAGAUUGAAGUCCGCUAAAGAGGGUGGACUUAAUGAAAUUAUUAAUGGUGAUAAUGAGAGUGAAAAUGUACUUCUUGUUAAAAGCGCACAGCAUAAAUUGGCCAAAGUUUUAUGGGCCAAUGGAGAAACUGGACCUGCUUUGAAACUGUUUGAAAAUGCAGGAACUUUAGUUCCUCACGUUCCAAGAAUGUUAAUUGCUCAAGGACAGGCGUCCGUACUUGAGCAAUAUGUACGUAAUUCUAAUGAUCCGAAACUUAUAACUUGGUGGGGGCAUUACCUUGAGAGUAUAGGGGAUGUAGACGGCGCUUUGGAAGCUUAUGCCCGCGCCAACGAUUUUGGAGAACAAACAAGAUUACUCUGCAACAUGGAUAGAAUUGAAGAAGCGGAAAAAUUAUGUCAGAAAAGUUCUUCUUCGCUUUAUCAAAUGGCACGAUACUUAGAGAUGAAUAGCAAAGAACCUGAUGCCGCUGUUAAGAUGUAUAUAAAAUGUGGAGCGAUAUCGUCGGCUAUCCGAGUGGCGGCGGAAGCGAACGCUUGGAAUUUGGUGUACAGGGCGGGAUCUACAUCUACGAGGCACUCUGUAUACGCCGCAUCCAUUCUAGAAAACGCGGGCCAAAACGAUCAAGCUAUAGCCUUGUACCAAAAAGCAGGCAAACCGCACAUGGCACUGAAGCUGGCGUUGAGCUGCGGCGACACUAGCGCGCUGGUGACAGCUGUGGAGACGCUCGGCGAGCGCGUCGACCCCGAGCUGGCGCACACUCUCGCCGCUCAUCUGCGCACCACCAACCACCAUUCUCACGCCGCUGCCUUGCUCGCCACCGCUGGCAAGUACGAAGAAGCGUUGGACAUAGUAGAAGAGUCUAGCGCCCCGCUGUCGGAGGAGCUGAGCGAGCGGCUGGCAGCGCCGGCAGGUACUGAGGGUCGCGUGGCGCUGCUGCGGCGGCUGGCUGACGUGCUCGGCGCACGCGGACUCUACCACCAGGCUGCUAAGAGACUCGCACACGCCGGAGACAAGGUACACCUUGGUACAUUAUUUUAAAAGAGAGUAAAAGAUGAAUUGUCUAAUCUCACACUCAAAGUGAAUAGAGUUUAUUUAAAUAACGAGAAAAGAUUUGAUUGUCUUGAUAAACUGAAGCUGGGGUUUAUUGCUAGUAUUGAAAUAAGAAAUAAUUUAAUAUAGAGAAAUUCUCUUUAAAAUUUAAAUUGAUGUCCAAUCAAGAACGGCGGUAAUAAGAGCACCCGUAACCGAGGAGCUAUGAGUUCAGUUAUAAAUGUAAAAGAAUACGUUUAUCUCUGCCUACUCCAAGGAUCAAAGGCGUGAGACUUUAGGAGUGGUCUCUUAAAUCUUUAGGCGGGUGCGAUGCGCUGGCUACUGCGGUCGGGCGACGCGGAUCGUAUCGCGACGUUCGCGGCGGCGUCGCGCGACCGUGUGGCACAGCUGAUGGCGGCCGACUUCCUGCGGCGGAGGGCGGCGUGGCGCGCGCGGCCCGACCUCACGCGUCACGUGCUGCACUUCUACACACGAGCCAAGGCAUUCGCCAAACUCGCCGCAUUUUACGCUGAAUGCGCGCAGAUGGAGAUAGAAGAUUAUGACAAUUAUGAAAAAGCACUGGAGGCUCUAAAAGAAGCUUCUCGCUGUAUCGCUAAGUCGUCAGAUGCUGAAAUAGGAUCCCAAACAUUGGCCCUGCAGGAGCAAAGUUCAUUUUUGAAGCGCUUUAUAGAGGUGAAAAAGCUCUUAGAAGCGGGAGAUAUUAAUGCAGGUGUUGCCAGUGGCCAGCAGCUUAUCCACGCGAUAAGUGGACGUCCCGGAUUACUGUCUGAAGAAAAAAUACUCAAAAUGUUAAUACAAUACGCUCCAAAUCACCAUGAUGUCGAACGGUUGGAACAAAAACUCAAAUUAUUGCAACAAAAACCACAAGAGGACACUGAAUCUACAGAUUCACCAGAGCAAAGUAUUGAAGAAGUAAUUUAAGGAUUGUGAAAGUGUACGAAUUAAAGUUAGAUACAUUUCUAAG